AUGUCAAGAGUUGAGACCGUUUCUGCUGACUGGGGCCCAGACACCCUUAUAGCUGUUUACAAGAAGGGAGAUAAGACAAGAUGUGAGAACUAUCGCGACAUAAGUCUUAUCAACGUUGCUAUUGUUCUUGUCGGGCGAUUACAUUCUGUGCAUGACUCUAAGACGCCGAUCAACCAAGCAGGACUCCCCGCUGGGCCACACUGCGGAUCAAAUAUUCAUUUUGGAAUGGGUCUUUGCAUUUCGCCAGAGCUACCCAUAACUGACGGCCGUCCGCCAUCUGCUGCGUUCGACUCCGCCCACAGUGUAUCCCUAUGGCGGACAAUGACACUAGAUGGUGCACCACCAAUAGUCAUUGCCAUGAUUAGGGGAUAUUACCAUUCCACCACUGCGCGGGUUCUGGUCUGCAGCAACCUCUCAGAACCAUUUGCUUUUCGGUCUGGCUUUCAUUGA
Molecule: messenger RNA, 450 nt
Organism: Dibothriocephalus latus
Lineage: Eukaryota; Metazoa; Platyhelminthes; Cestoda; Diphyllobothriidea; Diphyllobothriidae
Source: the annotation of a GenBank genome assembly